UACAUUUGACAUUCGUUUUAGUUCGGGUAAUUUCCCCUCUUGAAAUAAAUGUUCAUGUAUUUUACUGUGUGCGCCGCUAUGCAGCAAAUUUUUACUGAUAGUAUUACUCCAAAGGAAGUUUAAUCUGAAUAUUAUCACUUUUAUCAUUUGGUGUCUGUGUGUGCAGUAGUGCAGUAUACAAUACUGGUAGUGUAUCAAUCAAGAAAUUACGUUGUAGUUUCAACCAAACACUUCGUACAACAUGAGUCUCUCAGAUCCAUCAGACGAUGAGUCCAGCAGCGAUGAGAGUUCCGUUCCGGCAAAGCGGCCUAGAGCGGAUACAUACGGUGCAUCUUCUACAACUUCCCAGGGAUCAAUUCUUCAAGAAGAAUCUGAUGAUGAACCAGCCGAUGGGGCACGCACCGGCUUCGGGACUAAUAUACCCAACAGUUCAAAUAAAAGUUUAAGUUACAUAGAACAGAGCCCUCAUAAUGAUAUAAGGCUGAGCCGCAGUAGCCUCAGUGAAAAUUGUUCUUCUCCAAGUGACCAUUAUGAUGAUUACCGAACCAGUUUUGAUGAGGAGGCUGAGGACGGUUCACGUCGAGCUAGUUUCCAGGAUACUGACAAUGUUGCUAAAAAUUCAAACUCUUCCAAUCCAUCCCAUAAUUCUAAGGGAGGGUUUUCUGACAAAAUCAAACACAUGAUGAAUAACAUGGGAUAUAAAGCAGGAAAGGGUUUGGGUAAGUUUGAGCAUGGUCGCACGGAACCUGUGGAAGCAUCAACUCAGAAAGGCAGGAGGGGCUUGGGUCUGAAGUCAUCUACUGUGGGCAGUGUUCCGAGAGAUUUUAAAUGGUCACCAGAUGAUGCUAAACCUGAAGCAAAAGAAAAAGUGAUAUGGAUGCCUCCGGGAGCAGAACCAUUGUCUGGUGAUUUAUUGGAAGAAUGGCUUCAAAAAGGACCUAAAAAACUUACUAUUGAGGACGAAACUGAAUUUGUAGAUCCCCAAAUAUUAGCUGGUGUCCUGAAUGCAAAGACAAUAUUUGAUACAUUGGAUGAUGAAGAUCUCAGAAAUGCAAGAUUUCGCAGCAAUCCUUAUGAAACUAUAGGUUCAGUUAUAUUUUUGAAUAGAGCUGCUGUAAAAAUGGCUAACAUAGAUGCUCUUUUUGACUUUAUGUUUACUGAACCUAAGACUCAAACAGGAAAACCAGCUCUAGACAGGGAGUUGUUAUAUUUUGCUGAUGUCUGUGCUGGCCCUGGAGGUUUCUCAGAAUAUGUUCUGUACAGAAAAGGGUGGAAGGCUAAAGGAUUUGGUUUCACUCUAAAAGGUGGUAAUGACUUCAAGUUGUCAGACUUUCAUGCUGGUACACCUGAGACCUUCAAUCCUUAUUAUGGAGUGGAAAAUGAUGGUAAUGUUUUCAAUCCUGAAAAUUUAACAGCACUGAAAGACUAUGUGCUGAAACAAACUGAUGACAAAGGAGUCCACUUUCUAAUGGCUGAUGGUGGGUUUUCAGUGGAAGGCCAAGAGAAUAUUCAAGAAAUCUUGUCCAAGCAGCUAUAUCUAUGUCAGUGUCUUGCGGCAUUGAUGCUUGUAAGAACCGGUGGCCAUUUUGUUGUUAAACUAUUUGAUGUGUUUACACCCUUUAGUGUGGGUUUGAUUUACAUUAUGUACAGAUGUUUUGAUAAAGUAUGCAUCCACAAACCUGUGACGUCACGACCAGCGAACUCCGAAAGAUAUCUAAUCUGUCUAUGGAAGCGUCUGGGCACGGAGUCAGCGGAGCAGCACCUGUAUAACGUGAACUCCAUCUUGUGGGACGGCCGUGACCGCGGCGGCGACGACGUGAUGGACCUGGUGCCACUUAAUAUUUUACAGGAAGACACUGGAUUCUAUGAGUACAUGUUUAAAAGUAAUUGCCUCAUUGGUGAAAAGCAAAUUAAAAACUUGCUUAAAAUAGCAGAGUUCAGUAAGAACAAAGAACUUAAGGAAACUUCGCAAGCUGAAAUCAGAGAGGAGUGUUUAAGAUUAUGGAAAUUGCCUGACAAAUUGCGGACACAGACCGAGAGGCUGGGCCCUGAAGAAACUCUCUCAAGUAUUCUGGCCUUGAUGAAGAAACGGCCAAAGGAGGCACACAGCUCGCACGCGUUCAAGAGUGCAGUGCUAAAUAAACCUCCACAUUUGUUGGAGGAGUCAUCUGAUCUAGAUACUUUUAAGAAUGUCUAUGACUGGCAUUUUUACUUUUUAAGCAAUGGGAAAAAUAGCCCGGACUUGAGGUUUUUUAUAGGCUGUGGAGGCAAACAAGUACAUCAACUAGAAGGGACGGGAUGGAAGAGCGUAGUUGAUUUACAUCUUACUUUGCCAGCUAAAACAUUACUUUAUGGAGAGAUUGUGAAGGAGUACCGAGGACUGGGUAACAAUCAGAUGUUCAGCAAAGCUCUUCACGUGAUCGAUGCUUUGAUGCUCGGAGGAACUGAUAUCUCAUAUUUACCUCUAUCUGAAAGAAUCCAUCAGUGCGGCUUAUUCUGCGCGGCACUUGACAAGCCCUACGAUAAAAGCAACGCGCUGCCGAUCAAAUGCAAACGGCUGUUCAACAUGGAGGACUUCCCGACCGUCAUCAACAACCUGGAGUGCCGCGCCAUGAAGCGGGUCCGGAGAGCCCUGACAAUGGACAUACCGGACCGGAUCACUAAUAUGGAAAUGUUCCAUGUUGUUGGAUCUGUGCUCUUCGUUAAAGAGAUAAGAGAACCAUGGCAAGCGCACAUUUCAAAAAAAUGCGGCCGAAAAUACUACUUCGGAAUCGGCAAGGACAAAAAGCCUUUGAGCUUCUUCCAUAUCGUAGAAGAGGCAGGUCUGGACUUAGUCGAGGCUUACACGCAGCGCGUUAUGUGGAACUGGGAGGAGGCAGCGUGCGCCAUCUUUGAAGGACUGCCGCACAGAGGUCUCACUCGAUCGCAGUUGGAGGGCUUCAUAGAACAUAAGACUAAAAGAUGAUUUAAUAAUGUAAUUAAAUAUGAAGUUCCUGUA
Molecule: messenger RNA, 2998 nt
Organism: Leguminivora glycinivorella
Lineage: Eukaryota; Metazoa; Arthropoda; Insecta; Lepidoptera; Tortricidae
Gene: Cmtr1
Product: cap-specific mRNA (nucleoside-2'-O-)-methyltransferase 1
Exons: 15
Coding region: 242-2965 (907 amino acids)
Biological process (GO): 7-methylguanosine mRNA capping
Cellular component (GO): nucleus; cytoplasm
Molecular function (GO): methyltransferase cap1 activity; nucleic acid binding
Source: RefSeq, a predicted model, not a curated record